AUGCGAUUGGGGACGAAAAGUUGCUCUGAAUGCAGAAGAAGAAAGGUCCGCUGCAUUUUUCGAGGAGAGGCCAAACAAUGCGCAUCAUGCCAAUUGCAUGAUACAGCUUGCCAGCCACAGGUCCCAACGGCGAUGACAGAGCACCCGCCACAUUCCGACCUUGAGGCACGACUGAGCACGCUUGAAUCACUGUUCUUCCGCCUGUGCAAAGCAGCCGGCUUGGAAUCCGGCCCAGGCGCUGGAACGAACGACAUCGACAUAUUGGGUCUCAUACUGAUAGAUCGGCUACAGAUCAGCCGCAACUCGUGUUCUGCAGACCAAAAGGUGCCCAGCGAUGCUGAAUUGGAUGACGGUCUUGGCCGUAGCCUAGAAGUGCACACCUUUCCGGAGGGCUUGGGAUCAGAUACUGAUCUGAAGACCCAGCAUGUGCUGGAAUUCCACAAGAGCAACAUCCGAAAAUGGUUACCGAGUGCUGCUGACAUGUCAUGGAUUCUUGAGUCAACACAUCAAUACUGGGCAUUAUGGCCACUCCACCCAAGUCAGCUAAGCCCGUCCAAGACCCUUUCCGUAUCUGUCGUCUCGAUAGCAUCCUCGUUUAUGGAUGAGUCGUUAAAGUCUGCGGAGCCUACCAUUGUGGCCAGGGCUCUAGCAUGGUUUGCUUUAUGUGUUCAACAAGUUCCAAAAGUUACCACUCAUCGCUUGUCGGCAGCGUUGCCAUCGCCUGCUGAGCUCAUUUCAACAUACGUAGACACCGCCAAGUCACUCUUGGAUCUCAGUUGCACUAGUGGUCAUUUACUUGUGCGCCUACUUUGUCACGUAUUACAAGCCAGAUGCUAUGUGAAUAUGGGUCGUCCUCGCAUGGCAUGGCAGAGUAUCCGGAAUGCCGUCGAUCAAGGCACACUCUCAGGUCUCCAUGACGAACGUAACCAUACAGAUAUAGAACGGGUGAAAAUAUGGGCCACUAUCUUAGGUUAUGACCGACAACUAUCAUUGAUAAUAGGUGUUCCAUAUGCCAUCUCCGAAGCGCAUUUGCCGAACCCGAGCCUCGGUACCCCAGUUGAAGCGGUCAUCAUGCACAACAUCAGUCUAUUAAGUGGUCGGAUCAUCGAUCGAAACCAGUGUCACAAUACACUGUCGUACGCUGCGACGUUGAAGCUGGACGAAGAAGCUGAAAACUUACGGGACAUGAUCCCGUCCGAAUGGUGGAUAAUGAACGCCGGCGAUCGGCUGGCCUUGGAGACCUUUCACACACGCCAAGUCUCAAAGAUGUACUAUUUCCAGCUGAAGAUGCAGAUUCAUCUGCCAUACAUGCUAAGAGCUGCCACCGACAAAAAGUACGAAUAUAGCCGAGUCUCGGUGCUGGAAGCAGUCAAAGGCACCAUCUAUUGCUACAAGGAAAGGCAAAGACACCCGGAAGGAGCAAAUGUCAUGUGUUUCCUAGUUGACUUUCUUGCUUUCAGUGCUGGUAUAAUAUUGAUCACGGAUCUGCUAUCUGACCGACAGUUGUCGACGCCGGAAGCUAAACCCGAAGAUUGGACUUUAAUCUCUGGGCUUAUCUGUGAGCUCAAACACGUCUCUCACACCUUGAACCACCCGGUAGCGAGGCAAUCAGUGCAAAUACUUAGUUACCUCUUCUCGGCCUUUAACGGUACCUACCAGGGGCCAGACAUCUACGAAGCGAUCGUGCCCUAUUUCGGGAGAGUGUGUAUUCGUCGUCCACAGCCGCAGACUCAAAACAAUUCACCGAAUACAGUGUCGCUUGAAUCAAACGUCUUCAACUUCUGCUCAAUUCCGGAUAUCACAGAAGCCGAGUUGGACAUAGACUGGACGUCACUUCUAGACGAUACCAUCACUUUUGAUUGGAACGGCACGUUUGAGUUCUAG
Molecule: messenger RNA, 1884 nt
Organism: Truncatella angustata
Lineage: Eukaryota; Fungi; Ascomycota; Sordariomycetes; Amphisphaeriales; Sporocadaceae
Exons: 3
Coding region: 1-1884 (627 amino acids)
Biological process (GO): regulation of DNA-templated transcription
Molecular function (GO): zinc ion binding; DNA-binding transcription factor activity, RNA polymerase II-specific
Source: RefSeq, a predicted model, not a curated record